This is a messenger RNA of Tarenaya hassleriana, 749 nucleotides long. RefSeq lists its product as uncharacterized. Gene Ontology annotation, molecular function: protein histidine kinase binding; histidine phosphotransfer kinase activity. The transcript has 6 exons. Gene Ontology annotation, cellular component: cytoplasm; nucleus. The record is from RefSeq and is a predicted model, not a curated record. Gene Ontology annotation, biological process: phosphorylation; phosphorelay signal transduction system; cytokinin-activated signaling pathway. Lineage: Eukaryota; Viridiplantae; Streptophyta; Magnoliopsida; Brassicales; Cleomaceae. Bases 115 to 441 code for a protein of 108 amino acids.
ACUCACAUUCGUCAACUCACUUUCUUUGUUAACCUGAAGAAAAAUCAGGGUAUUUUGGACGACAACAUAGAUAAUGUCUUGAGGCUGCGUAAUAGGGAUCAAGCCCUUCUCGUGAUGAACUUGAUCCUCAAUUCCUAUGUCGACGCCGAUACUGCCUUACCCGAACUCGACUCUCUUUUGAACCAGGAGGUCGUGAACUUUGAAAAGGCUAAAACUUAUGUUGUCGUUAUGAAAGCAGGCUCCGGAUGCCUUGGCGGCUGUCGGAUGUCUCAAGCUUGUCAAGAGCUUCGCCUUCAGUGCGAAGCCGAGAACAGAGAGAGAUGUUUGGAAUUACUCGAACGUGUGAAAGAAGAAUACAUCGUCUUCCGUGACUGCCUGAACCACGUUACCGAGAUAGUACGGAAUAUUCUCGUCAGCGGAGUUGGAUUCCGUCGGGACUGAGGGAUCUUUGUCUUUGAGAGUAAUGUAAAUUUAGACUUUUUUUUUCCAAUUGGACCCCAAAAUUCCAAAAUUGACGUUUAAGCCCCUACUCUAGAAAGCAUGCAUGAUUAGUUCUACAAUCACAAAGAAGACAAAGCACAACCUCUAAAACACAUCAUAAUUAGAAAAUUUUCCAAAUAAAUUAGUAAAUUUGUUAAAAUCUUAUUGAUAAAUACACGAAUUUCUAAUUUGUUUAUGAAGUUUGCUUUGUCUUUGAUGCAUUCGGACGCAUCAUUACAAAGGCAUCAAUUCGUAUGCAGGUCAUUCAU